UACAAGGUCACGAAGUUGAAUAAGGAAGAUUCAUAUCUGUAGUAGUAAUGUAUAAGAAAAAGUGAUCAUAGUAGCUACUAAAGUAACAAACUUAGAUGCUGCAGUUUCUGGUUGAAUUACCUGCAGAAGGGUAUAUUUUUCACUGAGGUCAUUAAGUUGUUCACUAGUAAAUGUCGUCUCCAAGAGCUGUUGUAAGGAAUAAUAAAGAAACUAAGCUUCCAAAGUUCCUAUUUCAAAAACAGGUCGACGAUUUGAUAUAAAUCUUGGUAUACCCCACGUUAGGAGAUCAGGAUGAAUUUGAAACAGAUCGUGUCUGUCCUUGUUAGUGUUUUAUUACUGAUGAGCAAUAAUGUUGUCAUCGCAAGAACUAAUAUCACCGGCACAAACUUUGACAAUGAUGAAGCAAAGCUUCUCAAAGAUGUGUUGGGUGAAUACAACAAAAAACUGCGUCCAGUCAUAAGCAAGCACGAUAAGGUUGAGGUUAAACUGGGUUUUACUCUUAAUCAGAUUAUUGACGUGAUCGAAAAGUAUGAAAUCUUGAAACUGAGCCUCAACAUAAGACAGAUUUGGGAUAAUCCCCUCUUAGCAUGGAAUGCAAGUGAAUAUGGUAACAUAUUCCAAGUGAAUCUAGAACCCAGUGAGCUGUGGAAACCAGAUAUCUAUCUUUACAACAAUGCCGACAGUGGGGCAGAUGGAUCUCUGUAUGGAUUCAAAGCCAAAAUCACCGUCGACUCAGCUGGGCGAAACGUAUGGUUGGCUCCAACGCUAUUAACGACCUCUUGUAAAAUCAACGUCAGAUACUUUCCCUUUGACCAACAGGCCUGUACCUUGAAGUUUGGCUCAUGGACCUACGACGCUGCCUCCGUUGAUGUCGUAUCGCAGAGUAAAUCCGUCAACUUGCUUGGCUACCAGGCGAACGGCGAGUGGGAUAUGAUUGGAUUCCCAUGUAAACGCAAUGAAAAGCGUUACGUGUGCUGCCCAAACCCUUUCACUGAUGUCACGUGCACUCUCCAUAUAAGGAGAAGGACAAUGUAUUACUGGAUUAACCUGGUUGUGCCAUGUUUAUUAAUAACAGUGCUGUCUUUACUUUCAUUUAUCGUAAGUACCGAGUCUGGUGAACGAAUCUCUCUGGUCAUAACCAAUCUUUUGGCACUGACAGUCUUCAUGCUGAUUGUAGCUGAUAUUCUACCACCCACGUCUGAAGUGGUACCUCUUAUAAGUACCUUUCUUACUUGUUCCAUUGUAGAGGUUGGAAUAGCAUUGGUUGCUACUUGUAUUGCUCUUCAAUGCUAUCAUACAAACCCUGAAAUCAAUGAAAUGCCAUUUUGGAUGCGUUAUUACGUUAAUCAGCGACUUGGAAAACUGGUAGGGAUAACAUCGCUAAAGAAAAAGCUACCUGAAACUAAUAGCGAUGAUGAGGGCGCUAUCCCUUCUGUCAAUGCCAUAGACAAGCUGAGAAACUUGGUUUUUGGAAAUAGAUCGGAACAUCGUUUCAAUACAGAAUCAAAUGUUUCUUUGAGUAGGAAGCCAUCUAUGACAAGCUGUAAAAUGUGCCAAAAUGCCGGGGCCAAGUCAACAAAGUCAUUGGCAGGAUCCUCUAGACCUGCAAGUACGUUUGCUUCACCAAGUACUGUCUUUGGAGAUGCUGAAAGCGUAGAUACUAUCGAUGAUCAAAUGGACCACUCCGUGGAUAGAAGCACAAGACAACCUAAGAGACACGCAUGCGCAUCAAGAAGCAAGUACCUUGGCAUGUUAGGAGCAAUCAUUCAUCGCCAAGAUCACAUCGUCGAGGGAAUCCAGCAGCUUGCUGAGGACCAGGAUGAUCAAGACAAAGCCGUGGAUGACCGCUUCGAAUGGAUUCUUGCUGCUCACAUUAUUGAUCGUUUCUUCUUGUAUUGUUUUAUUGCUGUACUCUUCGCUUCUAUUUUGAUGAUAUUUGCACUUGUUCCAAAACAUCCAAACAUCGAUGAAAUUCAAGAAUAACAGGAAGAUCUCAAAGAAAGAAGAUUAUGCAUCGUUGAUAAAGGAGGGAAUCUAGUCGUUUAAUUAGUAUUUCCAGUUAUCAAAUAUAUCAAAUAUAAUGUCCGACAAAACACCCAGUCUAUAGACCAUCACCUGAAGAAGGGAACUACUCGCAGUUGUAGUCGAAACGUCGUUGUUUUAAAACCAAUUACUGCAAUAGUCCCUUCACAAUUCCCUGCGCCAUCUUGAAAGAUAACCGUGCCUUUGCAUCGAAGCGAGAACAGCGGUGUCCUUGCAAUGAUACAGGAAUGUGAAUAAUUGUCCAAGUUGUUAAAAAGGUCGCUAUCAUUGCAAAGGCACCAUCGUCCACGCUUCGACGCACAGGUACGGUUACCUUUCAAGAUGACACAGUAGAGCAAACUGUGAAGGGGACUAUUGAAUAAAUAAGUACUUCCUCCUUUAGCAAGAUUAGUCAGUUGAACCAGUUAUUGGUAUAAAGGGCCCAAGUUUGAAGACCUACACAAAUCUAGUGCAGUAAAUGAAGUGCAACCCAGCUUAGCUACAAUAAAAUGCACGUUUAUGUGCACACUUAAUUGCAGCCCUUUUGAAGGUCCAAGAGGACUAGAAUAUGAUAGCACACUUUAUUACGCAUCUUUGUCUAAUGUGCUUUUAUAGUAAUAACAUCACUGAUGCUUUUAUGAGACAAUUAGUUUUUAAAAAUCUUAAACACUUACUAAAACAGGUCGCAGUUGGAGACACCCUUUUUAUUACUUGGAUAUAUGGAAUCUUUGGCAAUAAAAAUUGCAAAAAGAUUGACGUUA
Molecule: messenger RNA, 2783 nt
Organism: Actinia tenebrosa (Australian red waratah sea anemone)
Lineage: Eukaryota; Metazoa; Cnidaria; Anthozoa; Actiniaria; Actiniidae
Product: neuronal acetylcholine receptor subunit alpha-7
Biological process (GO): monoatomic ion transmembrane transport
Cellular component (GO): membrane
Molecular function (GO): extracellular ligand-gated monoatomic ion channel activity; transmembrane signaling receptor activity
Source: RefSeq, a predicted model, not a curated record